AGCAGCAUGCAUACUGUAUGUGUAGAAAUGUAAUGCUACUAUCACGACCUUCCUGAUUAGUUGUUGAGUUGGAAAGAUGUGCUGCUUAUUGUUGGCAUAUAGCUGCAUGACUAGGUGUUGGAUGCAGGUUGUGUUUUAGGGACAUGUUACAAGUUGAAAAAUAUGUAGGUCUUUAUCUGCUCUCUUAUGCAUUGAGUAUAGGAACAGUUUUUUCACAAAUUAAGUCAAGAUCUACCAGUAUCUGUACAUAUGAUCACAUUACACUUCCUUGACACUUAAAUCCAUGGUUAUUUACACUUUAUUGCAGGGUAUUGGUUACAGGAGCAUUGAGGGGUUGGGUGCCUUUCUCUUGUACACUUCAGCUAUGGCUGGUAUUGGAUUUGAAUCCUCAACCCUCUGAUUCCAAGACAAAGUCCAUAGCCAUUAGGCUACAGGUUCCCACAUAAAUUGUGAACAUCAUGUCAUAUAGCCUACUAUUAUGGUCAUGCUGGUCAAAGCUUAAUGGUAUGGAGGAAGGCACCUCCUGUGGAUGCAUUAUGAAUGUGUAUUCCCUAUGUUUGUCUAGUAAUUGAUACAAUAAAGAUGUUUGUGUCACAAGUCUUAUUUUCUCUCGCUGACCCAUGGGCACCGGAGGAGGUGCGACAGAUAGCAAUGCCCAGCAGGUAUUAACAGCUACCUGUACAAUCUAGGCAGCAAUGCCCAGCAGGUAUUGACAGCUACCUGUACAAUCCUGAUCCCUAUGGGCAGUCAUGGGUACGCGGUUAGGGUCUCAGACUUGUAGCCCAAAGGUUUCGACUCCCGACCCGCCAGGUUAGUGGGAGGAGUAAUUAACCAGUGCUCUCCCUCAUCCUCCUCCAUGACUGAGGUACCCUGAGCAUGGUACCGUCCCGCCCCACUGCUCCCUUUCUGAGAGCCAAUGGGGGCUGCCCCCUUGCACAGGGCCAAAACCUUGUUUGAGGAGAUCCGGGCAUCCCUCAGCAACAAUAAUGAAGAGGACCGCUCCUUCUGGCGGCCUGUCCUGCCCUGGGGAGGCAUGUAUUCCAUCCGGGCAGGCCGCAAGGCCAUCUCCUGCAUCCCUCUGUACGUCAAGGUGAGUCUGAAGAACACCUGCACCAUCGAUGGCUUCCUCAUGCUCCUGUACGUGAUCCUGCGGGACAACCAGACUUUCCCACGGGAGGUGGCUGUGUUUCUGGGGCGGGAGUUUGUGGACCACUUCCUGCAUCUCAUGGACUCGUACGACUACACCACUGUCAAGAUGCUGUGGAUCCUGGACCGCAUGUCCAAGCAGCAGUAUCGCUCGGUCAUCCACCAGACCGCCUUGGAGAUCGACCUGUUUGGGAACGAGCACGAAAACUUCACCAAGAACCUUGAGGACCUCAUGUCUACCAUUCAAGAGAGCCUGUGCAACAAUUGGAGUUGUCCGUCGCGCUUCCAAGAAUUCCUCGAGAAGAGCAUUACCAUCAGCCCCCCACAUCAGCUGCCUCAGAGGGACCCUAUCCAGUCAGCUGUAGAUGAGUUUUUCUGCCCCAGGAUUGUGCUGUGUCAAGAGUUUGGCUGCAGUGGUCUUCGGGAAGUGUCCCAGCGGGUCUUCUGCCAUGGACCCCCACCCUUUGUUAUUCUCAACAUGGAGAUGUGGAAGUCAGAGGAGUUGUCCUAUGUGCCCUACCGCUUGGCACUAUCUCAGCACAGAUACUCUCUAGAGGGCGCCACACUCUUCAACAGGGAUGAGCACCACUACUCUGCAGCCUUCCAGAUCGACGGCUCUUGGAUGCACUACGACGGCCUCCGCAGUGAUAACCUAAUCCUGCUCAACAAGCCACCAGAGCUCCUGCUCCUCUCUUCUCUUGUCUAUGUCCGUUGUUCAGACAAGUGACCUGCCGUGGCCAGUGGCAAUGGAGUUAGGCUUUUGGAGGAUGCCUUUGAGCAGUGGUUCCCAGAAUUUCUCCCCCUGCAAACCCCCUUGUACAUUUCAAUGUGGUUCGCGCAACCUCUUAAACGUAUACCUGUAUUUUAGUGUGCUGAUGGCCACGCAAGUAUGGAUUCCCUGCGCAUUCACUGCACAGUAUGCACAGUCGUUUUGCGGAAUCCUCUUUUCCAAUAGUCAAGGAGUUAAACUACACUUCAGAUGGACCCCCCUGCACGCACCCCAGUCUGGCAAUGGAGUUGGGCUUUUUGGGGGAUGCCUUAGAGGAACAAAAUAGCAAUAUUACCGGCUGCUGCUGCCACACCUACAACAAUGUGCACAGAUGAUGCAGGUCAGGGUUGGAGCGGCUUUUGCCGUCGCAGAACAGAAUGAUGUGAAAGAUGCCUUCUCUCCUCCUCUCUGUUUCUUCUGCAGCUAUUCUUGCAUUGAGCAUUGACUACAAGACAAUUACUGCAUUUCUACAUGUUUCUAUGCCCCCUGUCUGUCUUUUUUUAACAAUAUAUGCAUCCUUUGUUUUGUAGGCGAUCUCUGCCCAGAUUUGCGUAUACUUGCUAUUUAUGGCAUUUUUGAUAAUUCCUUCCUUGAUAUUUCACCAAUUGCGUUUGGAUUCUGUCCAUGAUGUGUCUUUAAAAAUAAGCCAAGGUGAAUCAAGCCAAAGCCAUUUUUUUAUAUUUGAUCUGCAUGCUUGGAAUCCAAGAAAUGUUGUUUUAUGGACUAUAAUAGUUCUGGGGUAUCAAGUACAGGCUGAAGAGUAAGCGCAGGGUUAACCUGGUUAACUUUGGGGGUUCAUUUUGGCCUCAUCUACACUACCGUGCAUGGAUGGGUCCCUUUUUUAAAAAUAAAUAAAAACUAAAAUAAAAAUAAGUUGUGCUAUUGAUUCAGUGACUAUUCAAGAUUAUCUAGGCCAGGGAUGUCAAACUCGGGCCCUGUGACCCAACUUUGGCCCGUGGAGCAGUUCUAUUUGGCGUUCAAAAUCAUUUCAAUUGUGUAUUACAGUUGGCCCACAACAUAUACCAUUAAUAUAUAGAACAUAUGACUUUAAGUCAAAAUGUGUGCAUCACAAGAUUUAUGAAUGGGUAAAGUACUAGUGUAACAGCACAAAUCUGCACAAAGCAGUAUAUGACAGUACAAGUAGGGCUUAUAUACGAUGGAUAUGUGAUAUCUGCCUAGCUUUAACUCCUUAGCGCAGAGCCCAUGUUAUAACCUUACUGUCACCAAAAUAGUAAUGGUUAUGUCUUAAUGUUAAGGCUCUCAGUAAUGUCAUAGCAAUGUUGUUACAAUGUAGUUGAGUAUUUUCAGCAAAUAUUAAACAGGCAUCUGCCCCAUCAGGCAAUACCCCAUCUGCAUCCUCAUCAGGGUACGUAUUAAGCGUGUGUAGCCUACUGUACGCACGAUGUACUUUAUGUGCAUUUAAAAAAUAUAUAUUUUGAAUUCGGGCCGUGACUUCACGCCAGAUUUUGAUUUCGGCCUGCUGUGAAUUUGAGUUUGACACCUCUGGUCUAGGUCCUCUUUUGCCACAUGUACUGCAAUUGGCUUAUCAGGAUUAUGACCUGGUUCCUACUGUGCAACAACCUAUGCACCCCUUUGUUUUUUUAAAGACAUUUUUUAAGCAUUAAAAUUAUUUUUGCGUACACUACA
Messenger RNA from Engraulis encrasicolus (European anchovy), 3562 nucleotides. RefSeq names its product chromosome 19 C14orf28 homolog (gene dorip1). The record is from RefSeq and is a predicted model, not a curated record. The transcript is spliced from 6 exons. Bases 917 to 1873 code for a protein of 318 amino acids. Lineage: Eukaryota; Metazoa; Chordata; Actinopteri; Clupeiformes; Engraulidae.